AUGUUGAUGUCAUUACAACGAAUACGACCUUACCAACAGAGUUAUAAGUUAGUACCCAUAUCCCCGAUACGAACACUUGCAACAUACAAUAAUUUUGUGGAAUUGGACAAAAAAUGGAGGGAUAGGUGGAGCCAACAACAACAGCACAAAGGUGAAAAAGUCGCCCCAUCUAGGUCUAAGAAAGAUUUCUAUGCAUUGGUGAUGUUCCCAUACCCUUCAGGGGUUCUACAUUUGGGCCACUUGCGUGUAUAUACCAUAAGUGAUGUUGUUGCCAGGUACAAAAAAUUGAAUGGCUAUAACGUGAUUCAUCCAAUGGGGUGGGAUGCGUUUGGAUUGCCAGCAGAAAAUGCAGCCAUUGAAAGAGAUAUAGAUCCAGCUAUAUGGACAGAUACCAAUAUAUCGAAAAUGAAACAGCAAAUGAUAAAUUUUCUGGCUGAUUUCGAUUGGGACAAAGAGAUUAAUACUAGCUCCCCUGAUUAUUACAAAUGGACUCAAAAAAUCUUUCUCAUGUUGUAUGAAAAAGGUCUUGCAUAUCGGAAAAAAGCAGAGAUCAAUUGGGAUCCAGUGGACCAAACAGUUUUAGCUAAUGAACAAGUAGAUGCCAAGGGUAGAUCUUGGAGAAGUGGGGCAAUUGUGGAAAAGAGAAAUUUAGAACAAUGGUUUAUUGGGAUAACUCAAUAUGCUGAUAGGUUGGUGCAAGAUCUUGAUCAUCUUGAUCAAUGGCCAGAACAUGUCAAGACUAUGCAAAGGAAUUGGAUUGGGAGAUCUGAGGGUUGCGUCGUGCAUUUCCCGAUAAAUCAUGGUAAUUGCAGAGUGUCGGUUUUCACUUCACGACCAGAAACAUUAUUCGCGGUGCAAUUUUUGGCUCUUAGUUUAGAUCAUCCUUUGGUUAAAGAGCUAGCAAAGAAUGAUGCGCAAUUGAUAAAGUUUAUCGACGAGUCGAGAAAUGCACCACUCGAUUCAAAAGCCGGUUACAAGCUUCCUAUUAAAGCGUCAAUCCCACUCAAUCCAGACAACACAGUGAAGUCAGUGUUUGAUGUUCCAAUUUAUGUGGCUCCUUACGUGCUUAGUGAGUAUGGAUCGGGUGCUGUUAUGGGAUGUCCGGGACAUGAUACCAGAGAUUAUGAGUUUUGGAAACUACAUGAACCUGAUCACCCUAUUGUUCAGGUUAUUGGACCAAAAGAUUCCAAAAGAAUGGCAAUUCCAUACAUUUUGAAAAAAGGUGUGAUGCAAGAUAAUAGUACUCUUGAAGGGGGAUUAGAGGAUCUACAACAAUACAAAGGAUUAUCGGGAACAGCUGCGGCAAAUGUCGUUGCACAUCAAUUGACUCAAACUGGUUUCGGAAGUGUAAGCACACAAUAUAGAUUAAAGGAUUGGUUAAUUAGCCGACAACGAUAUUGGGGAGCUCCCAUCCCAAUUAUACACUGCUCGGAUUGUGGUCCAGUCCUUGUGCCAGAGGAACAACUCCCUGUGCUUUUACCAAAAGUGAGUACUGAACACUUUACUAAGGGAAACCCUUUGGGCAACAUUGAUGGGUUUGUCAAUUGCAAGUGCCCCUCAUGUGGAAAGGAUGCCAAAAGAGAAACCGACACAAUGGAUACCUUUAUGGACUCUUCAUGGUACUAUUUGCGAUAUUUGGAUUCCAAGAAUGACAGAGAAAUCAUAAGUUCCACCGCUAGUCAAAACAUGCCGGUUGACUUGUAUGUGGGUGGUGUUGAGCAUGCGAUUUUGCACUUGUUGUAUGCCAGAUUCAUUGCCAAGUUCUUGAGUGAUUGCAAUGUAUGGGAUGGCAAAUCUUGUCAUGAUGAACCAUUGACCAAAUUAGUCACCCAAGGAAUGGUUCAUGGUUUAACUUAUGCUGAUCCUAAUACCAACAAGUUUCUCAAACCGGAUGAAGUUGACCUAACCAAUCCACAAGCACCAGUGAUAAAGCAAACGGGAAAAGCACCAAGAGUUACAUAUGAGAAAAUGUCGAAAUCCAAGUAUAAUGGAGCCGAUCCUGGAGAAUGUAUUGCCAAAUUUGGCGCUGAUGCUACAAGGGCACAAAUGUUGUUCCUGGCGCCAGUUUCGGAUACGUUGUUGUGGAAUGAGGACCAGAUUUCUGGUGUUGAUAGAUGGCUUAGACGAGUUCUUGCGUUGAGCGAGUCUAUCCGCAAUUUAAAUGAGCUGGAAGUGGGUAAAGGCGACCAACAAAUUGCUCUUGUGAUAUUGAAGAAUCCAAUUGUUGGGGAAACGACUAUUGGAUUGAAUGGAUAUGAGUUUGAAUUCUACAAUCAGGUACAAGACCUAGUCAAGAGCAUUUCCGAUUCGAUCGAUAUUCACUUUUCAUUGAAUACCGUUGUUUCUGAUUUGAUGAAGAUGACAAAUCUCAUAACCGACGCAAUCAAGUCCAACAAGUGCAAACACAAUUUAAUUCUUGACUCGUAUAUCAAGUUAUUGAUCUGUAUGGCUCCAGUGACCCCAGCUACAUCAGAGGAAUGUUGGGAAGCUAUACAAUUGAGUAAUGGGUUGGAGCCAAGCUCGAUAUUUGAACAACGGUAUCCUACUGAUAAAGCUAUCCAGUCUAGUAUCCAAAAGUAUAAUAUUUUUAUCAAUGGCAAAGCAAGAGGUACAAUUAUGGCGGAGGACAAGUUGAUUAAUGAAGAUGAUGAGAGUAUAAUUAAGUUACUCAAAGCAAAUGAUGGAUUUUCGUAUCAUUUACCGAUUAAGGUUAAAAAGAUUAUCAAGAAACCAAGAUUGAUUAGUGUCAUUGGUUGA
Messenger RNA from Lodderomyces parapsilosis, 2757 nucleotides. It is a transcript of the gene NAM2, whose product is annotated as leucine--tRNA ligase. Gene Ontology annotation, cellular component: mitochondrion. Gene Ontology annotation, biological process: leucyl-tRNA aminoacylation; mitochondrial translation. The transcript has a single exon. The coding region runs from base 1 to 2757 and encodes 918 amino acids. Gene Ontology annotation, molecular function: aminoacyl-tRNA deacylase activity; leucine-tRNA ligase activity; ATP binding. The record is from RefSeq and is a predicted model, not a curated record. NCBI's taxonomy places the organism in Eukaryota, Fungi, Ascomycota, Pichiomycetes, Serinales, Debaryomycetaceae.